Molecule: messenger RNA, 3012 nt
Organism: Drosophila albomicans
Lineage: Eukaryota; Metazoa; Arthropoda; Insecta; Diptera; Drosophilidae
Gene: Vha100-1
Product: V-type proton ATPase 116 kDa subunit a 1
Exons: 11
Coding region: 154-2730 (858 amino acids)
Biological process (GO): vacuolar acidification; proton transmembrane transport
Cellular component (GO): plasma membrane; vacuolar proton-transporting V-type ATPase complex; vacuolar proton-transporting V-type ATPase, V0 domain
Molecular function (GO): ATPase binding; proton-transporting ATPase activity, rotational mechanism
Source: RefSeq, a predicted model, not a curated record
AUUGUUUUGUUUGUCCAUCUCUAGUAGCUGAGUUCCUCACGUAAAAGAUUGUAGGUUUUUAACUAUCUGUGCAGAAAUUUCAAGUGCCAGCCCCCUAAUAAAUAGUGAACGUUAAACCUUUAAGCUGCUGUCUGGAUUGCUGAGCUGUCCGAAAUGGGUUCAUUGUUUCGUAGUGAGGAGAUGGCUCUCUGCCAGCUCUUCCUACAGAGCGAGGCGGCCUAUGCCUGUGUCUCCGAGCUUGGCGAACUGGGAUUGGUUCAGUUCCGUGAUCUUAAUCCGGAUGUGAAUGCAUUUCAACGCAAAUUCGUUAACGAGGUGCGACGUUGUGAUGAAAUGGAACGAAAGUUGCGAUACCUCGAGAAGGAGAUCAAGAAGGAUGGCAUUCCCAUGCUGGAUACGGGCGAGAGUCCUGAGGCUCCUCAACCUCGUGAAAUGAUCGAUUUGGAGGCUACCUUUGAGAAACUUGAGAACGAGCUGAGGGAAGUCAACCAGAAUGCAGAGGCGCUUAAACGCAAUUUCCUGGAGUUGACCGAACUGAAGCAUAUAUUGCGCAAGACGCAAGUCUUCUUCGAUGAGUCGGUGCCAGCGGUUUACAAAUCGAGCACGUCCCAUUCAUCAAACAAAUAUCGACGCUAUCUGCAGAUGGCCGACAACCAGAACGAGGAUGAGCAAGCGCAGCUGUUGGGCGAGGAGGGCGUUCGCGCCAGCCAGCCGGGCCAAAAUUUGAAGCUUGGCUUCGUCGCUGGCGUCAUUUCACGUGAGAAGCUGCCGGCCUUUGAGCGAAUGCUGUGGCGCGCCUGUCGAGGCAACGUCUUUCUGCGUCAGGCUAUGAUUGAAUCACCUUUGGAGGAUCCCACCAAUGGCGAUCAAGUCUACAAAUCGGUGUUCAUCAUCUUCUUCCAAGGUGAUCAGCUCAAGACUCGCGUCAAGAAGAUCUGCGAAGGCUUCCGUGCCACGCUCUAUCCAUGCCCCGAAGCGCCAGCCGAUCGUCGUGAGAUGGCCAUGGGUGUGAUGACGCGCAUUGAGGAUCUAAACACUGUGCUUGGACAGACACAGGAUCAUCGUCAUCGUGUUCUGGUCGCUGCCGCGAAGAAUCUGAAGAACUGGUUCGUCAAGGUGCGCAAAAUCAAGGCCAUCUAUCAUACGCUGAAUCUCUUCAAUCUGGAUGUGACCCAGAAGUGUCUGAUUGCCGAGUGUUGGGUGCCCUUGUUGGACAUUGAGACCAUCCAGCUGGCACUGCGUCGGGGUACAGAACGUUCAGGUUCCUCGGUGCCACCAAUUCUCAAUCGUAUGCAAACGUUUGAGAAUCCUCCGACUUACAAUCGGACCAACAAGUUCACCAAAGCCUUUCAGGCACUCAUCGAUGCCUAUGGCGUGGCUAGCUACAGGGAAAUGAAUCCGGCUCCUUACACGAUCAUCACGUUUCCGUUUUUGUUUGCUGUGAUGUUCGGCGACAUUGGACAUGGUGCUAUUAUGGCGCUCUUUGGUCUGUGGAUGAUACGCAAGGAAAAGGGUUUGGCUGCCCAGAAGACGGACAAUGAGAUUUGGAACAUUUUCUUUGGCGGACGUUAUAUCAUCUUCCUGAUGGGCGUCUUUUCCAUGUAUACGGGUCUGAUCUACAACGAUAUCUUUUCGAAGUCGCUCAACAUAUUUGGUUCGCAUUGGCAUGUAUCGUACAACAAGUCGACUGUGUGGAACAACAAGAUGCUGCAGUUGAGUCCGGCAACAAGCGACUACGAAGGCACUCCGUAUCCGUUUGGCAUGGAUCCCAUUUGGCAGGUGGCCACCUCGAAUAAGAUUGUCUUUCAGAAUGCCUACAAAAUGAAGAUCUCCAUCAUAUUUGGCGUCUUGCACAUGAUCUUUGGCGUUGUCAUGAGCUGGCACAAUCACACAUACUUCCGGAACCGUUUGUCGCUGAUCUACGAGUUUAUUCCACAGUUGGUCUUCUUGCUGCUGCUCUUCUUCUACAUGGUGCUGUUGAUGUUUAUCAAAUGGAAUCGUUAUGCGGCUACCAACAAAAUGCCAUAUACCGAGUCUUGUGCUCCUUCGAUUCUCAUUACGUUCAUUGACAUGGUGUUGUUCAAUACUCCAAAGACACCAGCACAGGGAUGUGAAGUCUACAUGUUCUGGGGACAGCAUUUCAUACAGGUUGUCUUUGUGCUCAUCGCACUUGGCUGCAUUCCCGUCAUGCUGCUGGGCAAACCCAUCAAGAUUAUGCAGGCUCGCAAGCUGGCCAACGUGCAGCCCAUAACUGGUGCCGAUGCUGAGGUGGGCGGAAUGUCCAAUGGCGGAGGAGGCGGUGGCCAUGGCGGCGCCGGACAUCAUGACGAGGAGGAGAUGUCCGAGAUAUUCAUACAUCAGGGCAUUCACACCAUUGAGUAUGUGCUCGGUUCGGUUUCGCAUACUGCAUCCUAUUUGCGUCUCUGGGCUCUAUCGCUUGCCCAUGCCCAACUUGCCGAGGUCUUGUGGACAAUGGUCUUGUCCAUUGGCCUGAACAAAGAAGGCUGGUAUGGCGGAGUCUUCGUCACCGUCGUCUUUGCCUUCUGGGCCAUUCUCACCGUUGGCAUUUUGGUCUUGAUGGAGGGAUUAUCAGCCUUCCUGCACACGCUGCGUCUGCAUUGGGUCGAAUUCCAGAGCAAAUUCUAUUUGGGUCAAGGAUAUGCUUUCCAGCCCUUCUCCUUUGACAGCAUCAUUGAAAACGGCGGCUCUGCUUCCGGGGAUGCCGAAUAAAUAAAUAGUUGACUCAGCAGCAGUUAAACAACAACCAAAGCAUGUCAAGGAGUCUCAUUGCUUAUGCAGAAGAUUAUAAAGAAAAUUAUAAAGGAAUUUAAAAUAUGCUUAGUAAUUGUCGUUCUAUAUUAAUGUUUAAUUAACGUGAAUUUAUAUAUAUAUAACGUAUAGCCACAUUUAUAAUAUCGUCGUCUAAUGUUCAUGUAAUCGUGUUUACUCAAAAUAUAUACACAUAUAGCUUAGCCUAGGCGUCCACUUCGGAUGUCGAGGGCGAAAAACAAA